AUGGCCCGAAUUUCCAAUAAACGGAUGUGCCAGCCCAAGCAGCCCCCAGACAGCUCUCGCUAUUUAGACUCUUCAUCUUACACCCCACCUGUGCGAAAGGGAAAGAGGAAACAUAUUGAAAUCCGUUCUCUUCAUUCUCAGCGAUCUUCCAGGAAUGGUUGGCCAGUUCGAUUGGGUACAGGAAGCCGGAUCACAUUGCGAUUGACGCAUCGGAGACAUCAACGAUACCAGGGCCGUGGUGAUGCAGAAAGAGAUAGGAGCGCACCUUUGUCUGUCACAGAUCCCAGCGGUGGCGUGGACCAUGAAGAUGAUAUGUUAAGUAAAGGCAAGGAUCGAGAAUACUGGCUUCGACAUCUCCGCCCUCGGUCUUCCCGAGACGUGAAGCCUGCAAAGGCGAAAUCCUGCUAG
Molecule: messenger RNA, 408 nt
Organism: Penicillium verrucosum
Lineage: Eukaryota; Fungi; Ascomycota; Eurotiomycetes; Eurotiales; Aspergillaceae
Exons: 1
Coding region: 1-408 (135 amino acids)
Source: RefSeq, a predicted model, not a curated record